Messenger RNA from Aplysia californica (California sea hare), 3027 nucleotides. RefSeq lists its product as uncharacterized. Gene Ontology annotation, molecular function: G protein-coupled receptor activity. The record is from RefSeq and is a predicted model, not a curated record. Bases 215 to 2068 code for a protein of 617 amino acids. Gene Ontology annotation, biological process: G protein-coupled receptor signaling pathway; cell surface receptor signaling pathway. The transcript has a single exon. Gene Ontology annotation, cellular component: membrane. NCBI's taxonomy places the organism in Eukaryota, Metazoa, Mollusca, Gastropoda, Aplysiida, Aplysiidae.
UCUAUCUAUCUAUCUAUCUAUUUAUCUAUCUAUUUAUCUAUCUAUCUAUCUAAUCAUGCACUGAUAUUCUGUGUGUCUUCAACAGUCAAGUGUCUGCGAGAGCGCCCUGUGUGCACCCGGAAAGCAGCUAGAAACUAGUGGCCAGUGUUUUGCAGCCGUGUCUCAAAUCAGACGUCUUGGCUACAAACUGGCAGUCACGCUGACACCAGACGACAUGGUCAGUUUCAGCGAGGACCUCUUAGCUCACAUACGCCUUAUGGUUAUUAUUACAAAAGAAUUACACGAUUCAUAUGAAUAUUAUGACCCAAUGAAUGAAAAUGUUCCAGAAAACAGUGAGCAUGAAACACAAAUCAAUUUCACACUUUAUGUCAAAUCAUGCGAGACUCCUGAAGCUAAUGACGUUCCAAUCCUGAAAUCUGUCAGUUUCACUUCGUAUAUAAUUUAUUACAGUGAAGUAAGCAGAAACUAUAUUGAGAAAAGGAUGAUAGACACGGUAAGUAAACCGUGGCGAGUGCCCGUUGAUAACAUGAAAGAAAAGUUUUUUACUCUCAACCCAAAGAUUGUAGGCUAUAGUCUCCAUGAGCUUCUCUCUCAACAUGUGUCUCAUAACUGUAGUCACGUAGAAUUCUCAUUGCCCCCACAUUCAUUCACAGCAGAGGAAGAAGAGUAUGAUUACAAUGGAAACCAAUCAUCAAGUUCGCAACUCACUUUGCCUCAAGGCUACUCUGAAGAAAAAACUCUUGUUCUCACAUCUGAUUUAGAUGAUUCUAUUAAGCUUCUGAUAGGCCAAUGGUAUAGUAAGGACGCUUUUAUUGACGUCACUAGUACGAUCGUUUGUCCUUUUGUAGAAGUCCGUGUUCUAGAGACCUUAGUUCAAACCACAGAGCAGAUCACUUUCCGAAUACCGUUCGAAGACAGGGUGAUCAAUGUCCUUUAUGAUAAGGAUAGUGUCACUUACGUGGACGAAGACACGAUCCACAUUUGUGUUGACAGGUUCAAAGAGCUCAUCAAACUUCCCAAGACACGCACCAGUCUCUACGAGACAACCGAGAAAUUCCAUUACUAUUUUGAAGUGUCCUGCUUCAGCGUGUCCACGGCUUGCCUCAUUCUGACGUUGUUGACGUACUGUCUGUUCCCUGGUCUCCGCUCUGUCCCCGGCAAAAACAACAUGGCUCUUUGCCUCUCCCUGGCCCUUGCCCAGAUCUCUCUCCUCGCCUCCGUUGAGCUCGGGGCUCGCGGAUGGCUCCCUUCCAUCGCGUGCGCGACCAACGCCCUACUGGUGCACUUGUCCUGGCUCUCAGCUUUCGCCUGGAUGAGUGUGUGUUGUUUCCACAUGUACCGUGUGUUCAGUUCCUCCACCGCUCCCUCCCACGUCUCUGCACACUCCAACAAGCGACGCUAUCGAUACUACUUCCUGAUCGCCCACGGUUCCUCCUGUCUGCUGGUUCUCGCUACAGUUCUUGUCCACUUGUCUUUGUCGGGCGGACGCUCCUUCGGCUACGACACGGUCACGUGUUUUCUGGACACUUCCGGUUCCGGUGUGUCGUUUGUGUUGUCCCUGCUGGUGCCUCUGUGUGCCAUGAUCGUGUGUAACACCGUCCUGUUCUCACUGACCGUGUGGCACAUCGUGCAAGUCACUCGUCUCCAGCAGCACAGCCGUGUGUCCGACAAGCGCAGGGUCAUGACCUACGUCAAGUUGUCCACUGUCACCGGACUCUUCUGGGCUCUGGCCAUCUUGUCCGUGCGGCUGGACUACAUUGCCCUCAACUUUCUCACUUCGGCUCUCGUCGCUUUGCAAGGUCUCUAUAUUUUUCUUUCUUUCAGUGUCAACAAGGCAGUUGGUUCGCUCUAUAAGGAACUGAUAUGGCCAAAACGUGCUAAAGAUAACAGUUCUAGACAUAACGAUCUCGGUGGCCCAGUGCCACAGCACAGACAAAUGACGGAGUCGACGAGCAAUAUUUAUACAGUGUCCCAACACGUCAGCAGUGAGAGUAAAGAGGCUAGCACGGACAUCAGUGAAACACAGUUAGGCAACCGUUUACGCAAAAGUCCCAGUAAUUCUAAUUAAAACUUUAACCUUCCAAGUUAAGGAGGCCAAUUAAAUCGGUCAUACGUUUUCUUCUAUGGAGUCGUGGUUGAUUUAGUCAGCAGUAAUUUGAGUCGCAGUUCCGUUUCCUCUAUCCCUCCUUUUAUGUUGUUAACCAUUUCAACAAAUUCACAAUCGAGCAUGAGCUCUAUUACCUAUUUAAAGUCUACUUUAUGAAAAUUAAUAUAAUAGGCUUCUGGUCUUUACCUGCUUUUUUUUUCUUUCUUUUUCUCGAAUAUUUUACAACAAAACAUGGUGAAAUUGUGCACUCUUCUCUGAUACCAUUGGCUAUUUGUCAGCGACGUUUGCAGGGUUAAAAUGUGUUUUACUUCCCCAUUGACUUACACAGUUGAGAUUGUUGUGGGUUGUUUUAACCCUGCCUGUCAGGGACCACCCGGCCUGAGAUAGACACACAGUCCUAGAAGACAGACUGAGAUAGACACACAGUCCAAGAAGACAGACGGAGGUACUCAAUUGACUAACUUUCCCAAACAGCUUCAACUCACGUCUUAUGUCUGUAAAGGCCAAGACCUAACCAUCAACCACACUUUAAAACAAAACAAAACGAAAAAGAAGAAAAAAAAACGACAGAAAAACACACCCCAAAUAAAAACGUCCGCCCCCCUCCCUAAAAACCCAACAACAACAAAGAAACAACCAAACUAUAAAAAAAACCUGUAGUCUCGAUAGUUAAUUUAUCAUUUUAAAAUAAUGUUUUUGUUUUGUAUACCUUCAGAAUACUUUGUGCACAAAGUGUGGAUCUUAAUUACCUUAAUGUGUAUAUUGGUAAAUAUUGUCAUUCCUUUUCCUAUCAUUUUUCAGCGAAUACAUUUAUGUCAUUAUAUGGUGUAAUCACACGCUUGUCAAAGUUUUGGCAUAUAAUAAUAAUAAUGGAUUGCAUUUAUAUAGCGCAUAUCCACUUAUGCAAUGCUCUAUGCGCU